AUGGCUAUCCCCGAGCUGCUGGGGUCUGUGACCUCGAGCCAGCUGUGGAGCUUUGGCGCUCUCUUCCUAGUCCUGUCUUUCAUCGUCGACUUCGCCAGCCAUCCGCAGUAUCCUCGCCAGAUUCCUGUCAUGGGCAAGGGCCAUGGAGUGCUCAACGCCUUUCUCGACAGUUUUCGUUACAUUACAAGCUACGUAAGCUGGUUAAGGGAUGGCUACGCCAAAUUCGGCAAGAAGGGCAUGGCCUUCAUUGUGCGAGCGCCGCUGUCUCGCCCUUCAGAAGUCGUCAUCCCGCGCGACCAGCUCGCUUGGCUUUUCAACUUGCCUGACGAAAUCCUUUCAACUUACGACGCCCAUAACGCGAUUCUCUAUUCCCAGUACAAUUUUCUUGGCCGCCGCUUAGCAUACGAUCCGUUCCCCAAUCGUGUAAUGCACAAGUAUCUGGCGCGCCAUCUGUCCACCGUCAUCCCCAACGUCGACGACGAGAUUCAGCACGCUGUAGACACAGCACUUGGAAAGGACACGGACAACUGGAAGUCAAUCAAGCUAUGGAACCUCUGGCUCGAUAUCGUCCCGCACGUCACAAACAGGCUUCUUAUAGGACCCGAGGUUUGCCGCAACAAGCAAUUUCUUCAUGGCAUGAUCAACUUCACAAACGACGUUGUCCGGAACGGUCUCCUGCUAAGCCUACUCCCCAAGGUCCUCCACCCCAUAUUUGGACGACUCUUCAGCAUAUCCAACUACAUCCACUGGCGCUCAUCCAACACCCAGGCCCAGCCCGUUAUCCAGAGGCGCCUCAGCGCCAUGAUGAAGAAAGCCGCCGGUGAUGAAGAAUACAAAGACUACACGCCCCCUGAAGACUUCAUCACCUGGCUAAUCCGACAAGCCCUCCUCGACCAGAAGACUUUCGAGCUCGAUCCUAUCGUUAUUUCUCGCCGUCUCUUACCUAUUGAGUUCGCGGCAAUCCACACUACCGUCCUCACAGGCCAGCUCUGGAUGCAAGACCUCCUCACCUCCGACCCCGAAACCGGCAUCCUUGACAUCCUUCGCGCCGAAAUUACCGCCAACAAGCCCUCCUCCGGCCCUUGGACAAAGGCCGCCAUCUCCAAACUCGUCCGCCUCGACUCCUCCAUCCGCGAGUCUCAGAGAGUGAGCAACUUCGCCGCCACCUUGAUCGAACGGACAGUAGUGGCUCAGGACGGCCUGCACAACCCCGAUCUGGGCUGGACUCUUCCCAAGGGCAGCUUUGUCACCGUCAAUCUCGAGGGAACGCAUCACGACCCGGAUCUGUACGCCGAUCCCCAUUCGUAUGAUCCUCUCCGUUAUUCUCGACUAAGGGAAGCCUGGGAUGCGAAAUCGGACGAAGAGAAGAAGCGCGAUGCAGAGGAGGGGGCCAAGAUUCGAGGUCUUGGAAUGGUCACGACGAGCGCGCAGCACUUGGCCUUUGGCCACGGCAGACACGCAUGUCCCGGACGGUUUUUCGUCGCGCACGAACUGAAGCUCAUCAUGGCUCACAUCCUCCUCAACUACGACAUCAAGCUCGUUGGGAAGUUGCCCGAGAAGCAAUUCUUGGGUGGCACUUGCCUGCCUCCCUUGAAAGCAGAGAUUCAGGUGCGACGGAAGAAAGCGCAGGCGUGA
Messenger RNA from Trichoderma citrinoviride, 1635 nucleotides. RefSeq names its product cytochrome P450. The record is from RefSeq and is a predicted model, not a curated record. Bases 1 to 1635 code for a protein of 544 amino acids. Gene Ontology annotation, molecular function: monooxygenase activity; heme binding; oxidoreductase activity, acting on paired donors, with incorporation or reduction of molecular oxygen. The transcript is spliced from 3 exons. Lineage: Eukaryota; Fungi; Ascomycota; Sordariomycetes; Hypocreales; Hypocreaceae.